AUGAUAACGAAGGCAGUAGAAGCUAGUGGAACAGUUACUAUUACAACUGUAACCCAGCAACUAUUUCGAACAAAGAUGGAUUUUAAUGAAUGUUUUAUUCAUCCAAAGUCAUUCUCUUUAGACCCUAACAUUUAUACAGAACUUGUAGAACAUUAUACAAACGAGGCUUUAUGUUUUCCUGUUAAAGUUAUGGAUUGGAUUCCUAUGGACGGUUCAUUCUCAAAGAAUACAGAUAGUUCAAGUGCAACAUUUACAGCAGCUUAUACGCCUAUUAAUGUUAAAAGUAUUUGGGCACUAUUUAGAAAGAAAGACAACUAUUAUGUUAAUUUUGAGAACCCUAAGUUUAAAUAUCUUCAGCUUUCCAUGGGAGCUUAUGGAAAUAUGCCUGCAGAACCUGAAAAAUCAUAUGGACCUGUAUUUUAUGAAAUGGUUGCGAACGCUUGCAAUACAAACAAUGAUAUGAUAGGAUUUAAUGAAGAUGUUAUGAGGUCAUUGGUGGAUGAUGGUAGUGUGGAACAUAAAUGGGAUAGCUAUGACAACACACAUUUCUUAUGUGGUUUUCCAACAGAAGUGGACUUUUGCUUCCAGCAAGGUCAAACAUCUACUGCUCCAAUAACAUACAAAUUGUCUGUUAAAGGACCUAUUGAACUAGCAACUGAAAAUGUACCAAAGCCACUUAUUGGAUUUAUGAGGGAUUGUUGCUUUGCCAUUCAGGUGCGUGCUAAUGGAAUCCCAAUAAUAAGAUUAGAUGACUAUAACUUAGCUACGGACGACAGUGAGGAAUAA
This is a messenger RNA of Trichomonas vaginalis G3, 786 nucleotides long. RefSeq lists its product as uncharacterized. The transcript has a single exon. The record is from RefSeq and is a predicted model, not a curated record. The coding region runs from base 1 to 786 and encodes 261 amino acids. Lineage: Eukaryota; Parabasalia; Trichomonadida; Trichomonadidae.